This is a messenger RNA of Cotesia congregata, 569 nucleotides long. The record is from the annotation of a GenBank genome assembly. Lineage: Eukaryota; Metazoa; Arthropoda; Insecta; Hymenoptera; Braconidae.
AUGAGCACUGUGGAAGAGCGCCCAGGUCCGUCACAGCCGUCAGAUUCAGCGACCAAAGACAAGGAAAAAGAUGACAGGAUGUUUGAGUGUAAUAUUUGCUUAGACACCGCUAAAGAUGCGGUUGUCAGUAUGUGUGGACAUUUGUUUUGUUGGCCUUGUCUUCAUCAAUGGCUGGAGACCCGACCCACGAGACAAGUUUGUCCAGUCUGCAAGGCUGCUAUUAGUAAAGAAAAAGUAAUCCCGCUGUACGGGCGAGGUGCCUCGAAACAAGAGGACCCAAGGAAUAACGUUCCACCGAGACCAGUCGGACAGAGAUCAGAACCAGAAGGCAGCUCAGGAUUCUCUGGGUUAGGGUUCGCUGAUGGCGGGUUCCAUAUGUCCUUUGGCAUCGGCGGGUAUCCAUUUGGCUUCUUCAUGUCGACCUUUAACUUUGGCGACAAUCGACCCAAUACUGUUCCCAGAGGAACUCCCCAGCACGAAGAUGAUUUGUUCAUAUCAAAAAUAUUCCUCUGGCUGGCUUUAAUCUUCAUCACAUGGCUACUGAUCGCGUAACCAUGAUGCGAAAUCCA